GGCCCGGCGGGUCCCGGGCCCGCCCGCUGCAGGCUCCGCGCUUCCCCCGCCGCCAAGCAUGGCCGACUACCUGAUCAGCGGGGGCACGGGCUACGUCCCCGAGGACGGCCUCACGGCCCAGCAACUCUUUGCCAUCGCCGACGGCCUCACCUACAACGACUUCCUGAUCCUACCAGGCUUCAUCGAUUUCACAGCGGACGAAGUGGACCUGACCUCAGCGCUGACCCGCAAGAUCACCCUGAAGACGCCGCUCAUCUCGUCGCCCAUGGACACCGUCACUGAGUCGGACAUGGCGAUCGCCAUGGCGCUGAUGGGCGGCAUCGGGAUCAUCCACCACAACUGCACCCCGGAGUUCCAGGCCAACGAGGUGCGCAAGGUCAAGAAAUUCGAGCAGGGCUUCAUCACGGACCCGGUGGUGAUGAGCCCCACGCACAACGUGGGAGACGUCUUCGAGGCCAAGCUGCGGCACGGCUUCUCGGGGAUCCCCGUCACCGAGACGGGCAAGAUGGGCAGCAAGCUGGUGGGCAUCGUCACCUCGCGGGACAUCGACUUCCUCACCGAGAAGGACUACGCCACCUACCUCAGCGAGGUGAUGACGAAGCGAAACGACUUGGUGGUGGCGCCCGCCGGGGUCACCCUGAAGGAGGCCAACGAGAUCCUGCAGCGCAGCAAGAAAGGGAAGCUGCCCAUCGUGAACGACAGCGACGAGCUGGUGGCCAUCAUCGCCCGCACGGACCUGAAGAAGAACCGCGACUACCCGCUGGCCUCCAAGGACUCGCGCAAGCAGCUGCUGUGUGGGGCGGCCAUCGGCACCCGCGAGGACGACAAGUACCGGCUCGACCUGCUCACACAGGCCGGCGUCGACGUGGUGGUGCUGGACUCCUCCCAGGGCAAUUCCGUGUAUCAGAUCGGCAUGAUCCAUUACAUCAAGCAGAAAUACCCUGAGCUGCAGGUGAUCGGUGGGAAUGGAUCCACAGUGGUGACAGCGGCGCAGGCCAAGAACCUGAUUGACGCGGGGGUGGACGGCCUGCGCGUGGGCAUGGGCUGCGGCUCCAUCUGCAUCACGCAGGAAGUGAUGGCGUGCGGCAGGCCCCAGGGCACGGCGGUGUACAAGGUGGCGGAGUACGCCCGCAGGUUCGGCGUGCCCGUGAUCGCUGAUGGCGGCAUCCAGACCGUGGGGCAUGUGGUGAAGGCGCUGUCUCUAGGAGCCUCUACGGUGAUGAUGGGCUCUCUGCUGGCGGCCACCACGGAGGCUCCGGGCGAGUAUUUCUUCUCGGACGGCGUGAGGCUGAAGAAGUAUCGGGGGAUGGGCUCGCUCGACGCCAUGGAGAAGAACAUCAGCAGUCAGAAGCGAUACUUCAGCGAAGGGGAUAAGGUGAAGGUGGCGCAGGGCGUCUCCGGCUCCAUCCAGGACAAGGGCUCCAUCCAGAAGUUCGUCCCGUACCUGAUCGCGGGCAUUCAGCACGGCUGCCAGGACAUCGGGGCCAGGAGCCUCUCCAUCCUCCGCUCCAUGAUGUACUCGGGCGAGCUGAAGUUCGAGAAGAGGACCAUGUCGGCCCAGAUCGAAGGCGGCGUCCACGGCCUCCACUCUUACGAGAAGCGGCUAUACUGACGACGGGCUCCGAAGCAGCAGUCAGCGCACAGCUCCCAACGUCCCUGCCCCGGUCGCCGCCCGCCGCGUGUAGCCCAGCCAUCCCCUCCCGGCGCCGGGACAGCGCUCCAGCCAUGCCGCGCAGGGACGGAUUUGCACUACGGCCGAGAGCGUCUCGCCUUUGGCCAGGACCUGGCCCGGACUGGACUGCACCCAGGUCUCCCCAGCGCCUGGGGCAAGGCCCUGGGAACCAGCCCCCCCUGGACUGGGCAGAACAGAGAGCAGGGGCUGGAAAGAGCUCGGGGGGGCCCCCACUGCCGGGGGGGCAGGAGCGUUUCAGCACUUAGCACUGAGCAGUGCCCCCUGCUCCCGCCUGCUGCAUCUUCAUGGGCAGCCAGGGCCUGGCUGGAGCCUGCAUCCCCCCACACUCCACCUCCCCUCCGCUAGACCCCACCGCUGCUGCCCUCCAUGGACGCGGCUCCCCCGCCCACCGGUGCUAGUGCUGCAGGGGGGCACAGGCCGGAGGGGCCGGCCCUGCAGCGGGGCAGUGACGGGAGCCGCAGGGAUCCUGCUGACAGCCCGGCCUGGCUCCGGACCAGGAGCCCCUGGGCUUGAAGGCAUUUUAUAAACUUGUACAGAGGCUGAGCCUUGCCUCGGCUAUUAACCCUCUGAUGCCCAGGGGCUGUCUUACCCUGCCCCCAAGGCUGUUUGUUAGUAGGGUCUCUCCAACCUGGACCGAGCCACCUCCCCUCCGGUCCUGGCCUGAAGCUGCCUGGACUUCUCCCUCUCUGCAGAGCCCCCCGGGGUGUCAGCCCGCUGCACGCCUGGGCCCCUGCAGCCUGCCCCGCCGCAGGGGCACGUCCCUCUGGGGCAGCAGCUGCUCUGGGGUUAGGCAGGAGUGACCCCCAAAGCUGGAAUGGGGGCCUGGCCACCCCUCUGCAGCGCAGCCCAGUACUGCAGCCCGCCUCAGGCUCUGCGGGGCUGGGCAGCUUCACUCUGUUUCUGCCCAAUGAGUUUAAAUCUCCUUUUUCUGUCACUGCAGCUACUGGCGAGUCCCGGCCUGUCCCCUUGCAGCACCGACCCCCCUACUCGGCGGAAGGCUUUAACUUUGCACAUUGGGGUCCAGUGUUUGUAAUUGUGUAUUGAAAAAUAAUAAAGUAAUGCAGCAUCGG
Messenger RNA from Trachemys scripta elegans, 2763 nucleotides. RefSeq names its product inosine monophosphate dehydrogenase 1 (gene IMPDH1). The transcript has 15 exons. Gene Ontology annotation, molecular function: IMP dehydrogenase activity. The coding region runs from base 59 to 1612 and encodes 517 amino acids. NCBI's taxonomy places the organism in Eukaryota, Metazoa, Chordata, Testudines, Emydidae. The record is from RefSeq and is a predicted model, not a curated record. Gene Ontology annotation, cellular component: cytoplasm. Gene Ontology annotation, biological process: GTP biosynthetic process.